Molecule: messenger RNA, 1413 nt
Organism: Aspergillus eucalypticola CBS 122712
Lineage: Eukaryota; Fungi; Ascomycota; Eurotiomycetes; Eurotiales; Aspergillaceae
Gene: usgS
Product: transmembrane protein UsgS
Exons: 5
Coding region: 72-1172 (366 amino acids)
Source: RefSeq, a predicted model, not a curated record
GUACGAUGCUCCCUUUCUGCUAAACGGUCCCUGAUCUUCAGAAGUACUCGAGAGUCUCUUGGGUGUGCAUCAUGGGAAACUUCGAUCAUAACGCCGUGAUUCGCGGUGCUCAGCUGACGGUGGUUGCCACCGUCCGCGCAUUGCGGAACCCCGAUCUCUUCAAGUACGACCACUUCCGGCAGGCUGCCUUUGCUGUCGCUGUCGGUGUGGGUGUCGAGCUCCUCAUCCAGAUUCCCAUCAUUGCACUAAAGAUAGGACUUUGGUUCAUCUCAUGGAUUAUCGACCUCGAGAGUGUCACUUGGGACGAUUCCCUCAUUGAGGGUCUCGACUUCCUCUCCAAGUCUGUCCUUCAUGUCCCCUUCCUCAUCAUGUCGCUGAUGCGGUACAUCACUCCGACAUUGGAUGAAAUCUUCAUGGAAUCGUUGAAAUGGGUGGAUACGACCUAUGUCGAUAAGCACAAGGCAGAGGACCCGAGCACUCUGCGUGCUAUGUACUACCCGAACCUCUCCAUGUACAACGCCGGUGAGGGCAAGGUCAAGUCUACUGCGCCGAAGAAAUCGGCCAAGGAAAGAAUCAUGGUGUUCCUUAGGAGGUCCGGCCAGAGAGCCGCCCUGCUUCUGGGCGUGUCUAUCUUGUCGCUUGUGCCUGUUGUCGGACGCUUUGCCACUCCAGCAGCUUCCUUCUUCGCCUUCAAGGAUGCUGUGGGCACUACCCCUGCCGCUGUCAUCUUCGGAGCCGGUUUUAUCUUCCCGAAGAGCUACGUUGUUUCCUUCCUGCACAGCUUCUACGCCUCUCGUACACUGAUGCGUGAGAUGCUCGACCCCUACUUUAGCCGCGUUCCCUUCACCCCCGAGCAGAGAAACCGCUGGUUUGCCGACCGCCAGGGUGUCCUGUUCGGUUUCGCCUUUGCCUUCACAAUUGUGCUGAAGACUCCCUUCAUCGGAGUCCUCCUGUACGGCGUUGCGCAAGCCGCCACAGCAUACCUCGUCACCAAGGUCACGGACCCCCCGCCGGCCCCGUCCGAGAAGGAGGGCUUCGCAGAGACCCAGGUGACCUGGAAGAACAAGCACGAGUUCCUGCGCCUGUCGCUGGACAAUAUCGACCAGCUGAACAAGGCUCCAGAGGAGGAAAAGCCCAAGGCGCCCGAGUUGCCGGGUCGGAAAUUCGAGUAAGCGAGCAGCCAAGGGAUGAGUUGUUCGGAGAGUGGAUUCAACGUACAAAAUUUGGUCAUGGAAACCGAGACUGUACACUCAAAUUUUCUGCAUAGUGCAUGCAUGCAUGCACGCAUCUUAUUUUUAAGGUUCGGGGUUAUUAUCGUUAUCAUAGACUCAAAAGACAGCCGUGGAAUCAAAGCAUAUCCUUUUCCCCGCUGAUAAGCGCGUCAGCCCAGAUAAGAUAACCGGAGCAGGGGGA